AUGAUGUUGGACACUCUGCCUUUACUGGCUUUCGCCAUUGCGAUAUGUUAUUCAGAGGAGACCGAAAAGCGUUGUGGUACAAGCCGCAUGAGCUACAUCCUUGACGUCGACACGGGUGUUGAUGAUGCCAUGGCACUGAUGGCAAUGUUGAGUCACAACAAGCACGUCGAAGCGAUUACGGUUGUCGCCGGUAACACUGAUUUGGAAAAUGCGUAUAAUAAUACAAUGAGAGUGCUCCAGGAAAUCAACAAGACGGAGAUCCCGGUUUACAAGGGAGCCGACAGACCAAUCCUCGGAAUCUGGGAACCCGAAGCAGCAUACUUCGGAUCCGACAACUUUGGAAAUGUGGCGCAGAACUACACUAUUGGAAAUAACUCUGCUAAUGAUACCACCUUCGCACCCUUAAGAAUCAUGGAUUUGAUUAGGUCAAGCUGCAACAAUAUAACGCUUAUUCUGCUUGGACCUUUGACGAACCUUGCCAUUGCUCUCUUGGUUGACCCGCACAUAACGAGAGGCGUGAGCGAAAUCUUUCUCUUAGGAGGCAAUAUUGAAGGUCGUGGGAACAUUAGGCCUGGAUCCGAGUUCAACUUUCUGGUGGACCCAGAAGCUGCUGAAGUGGUCCUCCAGCGAGUGGAAUGCAAUGUCACCAUCGUGCCCUGGGAGGCGGUCCUCAAGUCUACCUUGCCAUGGAACAUAUUCAACGCUACAAUUGAAGGGACGGGCCGGAAAGCCGCGUUCCUGAAGGCCCUGACCAAUCACACCAUCACCGUCUUUCUCGGAAACGGAAGAAGCCCUGGUUUCAACCUUGGAGAUUUCCUCGCUGUCCUUGCCGCGCUGGAUCCAGGCUCGGUGGCGAGCAAAGGCGCACACCGCGUGGCUGUGGAGUUAACCGGCACCCACACCAAAGGAAUGCUUGUGCAAGGAUGGGCGCCCUACAUGAUUUCCUACGUGAAUCGAAGUGUCGACAUUGUGAACUGGUUUAACGUAACACACAUUGAAGCAGGGUUCAACAAAACAUUUGACACGGAUAAUGAUGAUAAUGAAUCGGAACAAGCGUCCACAACCACAGCUAAGAAUGAAUAGCACAGAAAUUGCACUGACUUUAAGGAUUAUA
Messenger RNA from Ixodes scapularis (black-legged tick), 1114 nucleotides. RefSeq names its product non-specific ribonucleoside hydrolase RihC-like. The coding region runs from base 1 to 1083 and encodes 360 amino acids. Lineage: Eukaryota; Metazoa; Arthropoda; Arachnida; Ixodida; Ixodidae. The transcript has 4 exons. Gene Ontology annotation, molecular function: hydrolase activity, hydrolyzing N-glycosyl compounds. The record is from RefSeq and is a predicted model, not a curated record.